This is a messenger RNA of Aaosphaeria arxii CBS 175.79, 2785 nucleotides long. Its product is annotated as DUF221-domain-containing protein. Bases 43 to 2532 code for a protein of 829 amino acids. The transcript has 6 exons. Gene Ontology annotation, cellular component: plasma membrane. Gene Ontology annotation, molecular function: calcium-activated cation channel activity. Lineage: Eukaryota; Fungi; Ascomycota; Dothideomycetes; Pleosporales. The record is from RefSeq and is a predicted model, not a curated record.
ACAAACGUAAACCUUUUUCUUGAGAUAUACGAUGCGGUGACAAUGAGUAACAACUCCAAGUGCAACUCAGACACUGACCAGGAUCUCUGGGGGAAAGAUCAUCCUCGCGAUGCAUGGAUCCAAAUCUGCUUCUCUCUGAGUCUUGGUCUGAUUGCUUUCUUUACCUUCUGUUUCCUUCGACCCCGAUGGAAAGGUUUAUACGCUGCGCGAAAGAAGCAGAUAGGCCGCGAAACCGCUCUUCCUGAUCUUCCGGACAGUACAUUUGGGUGGAUACUGCCAUUAUGGAGGAUUACGGAUGAGCAGGUUUUGGCUUCUGCUGGCCUUGACGCCUACGUGUAUCUUGCCUUCUUCAAAAUGGCUAUCAAGUUCUUCCUCAUCUCGCUCUUCUUCGGCCUCGUCGUAAUCAAACCUGUCCACGAUACACACAAAAAGCCUCCGCGAAAAGAUCUCCUCCCUAAUCCGCCCGAUCCCGUAGCUUUGACUACGCAUCUGGAAGUUCGGUCAAGCUGGGAAACUCUAAGUCAGGAUUUCUAUGGAUAUUCUAACGAUUACCUGUGGAUGUAUCUUGUCUUUGCAUACUUAUUCACGGGCAUAAUUCUCUAUCUCAUUGUUUCGGAGACAAGGAGGAUCAUUGAGGUCAGGCAGGAGUAUUUGGGUAGCCAAACAACGAUCACGGAUCGCACCAUAAGACUGUCGGGUGUUCCCCUUGAUCUGCGGUCCGAAGAGAAGAUCAAGGACUUUAUCGAGAAUUUGGAAAUUGGCAAAGUAACGAGCGUGACGCUCUGCAAGAAUUGGAAAGAGCUUGAUGAUCGCGUUUUUCAGAGGAAUGCGACGCUGAGGCAGCUGGAAGAAGCUUGGACAGUAUAUUUAGGUAAAAGAAGGGUUGAACGGAGCCUUGAGACACUUCCAGUAGUUCAACCUCUGCCACCAGGCCCGGAGGUCGGCGUUGACAACGAUGGCGAUAACGAAAGUAGUCAGCUUCUGAAUGACACCGAGCGAGACCCUGAUUAUAUCCCGCCAUACUCUCGACAGCGACCGAUGGCCAAGAUCUGGUAUGGGCGCUUCAAAUUGCGAUAUAGAAGCGUAGAUGCUAUCAAUUACUACGAGGAAAAGCUUCGCAGACUUGAUGACGAUAUCAAGAUCCUUCGUAAGAAGGACUUUGAGCCAACCCCGCUAGCUUUCGUCACAAUGGACAGCGUUGCCAGCGCUCAGAUGGCCAUCCAGGCCGUUUUGGACCCUUCCCCGCUUCAACUUCUGGCCUCCACCAGCCCAUCUCCUUUAGAUGUUGUUUGGCCAAACACGUAUUUACCCCGGUCUAAACGUAUGCUUAGAGCUUGGAGCAUUACUGUCUUCAUCGGUAUCUUGAGCAUUUUUUGGACAGUUUUGCUUGUCCCUAUUGCUGGUGCUCUCAAUGUCUGUCUUAUUCUGGAAGUAUUCCCACGACUCGGACAGAUUCUACUUGACCACCCGGUCUUGAAAACUUUGGUGAAUGCUCAAGUUCCUACCUUGGCUGUUACUCUCUUGAACGUUCUCGUACCCUUCUUAUAUGACUGGCUCGCGAAUCAACAAGGCAUGAUUUCACAGGGCGACGUUGAGCUCUCUGUCAUCUCAAAGAACUUCUUCUUUACAUUCUUCAAUUUCUUCGUGCUUUUCACAAUGUUGGGGACGGCGUCAAACGUCUUCACUCUGUUCGAGCAAUUUGGAGAGAAGUUUUCCAGCGCCACAGAAUUUGCAAAAGCUCUUGCAACUUCUCUAUCCAAAUUGAUCGGCUUCUACACGAAUUACGUUAUUCUCCAGGGUUUUGGUCUCUUUCCUCUGCGUCUGAUGGAGAUUGGUGCGCUCUCAUUGUACCCUAUCAAUUUGAUUGGAGCAAAGACUCCUCGAGAUUAUGCCGAAUUAGUGCAGCCUCCGGUUUUCAGUUAUGGAUUCUUCCUUCCACAGACCAUUCUCAUCUUCAUUAUCUGUCUUGUAUACAGCGUACUUGAGGACUCGUGGAAAAUCCUCCUGACCGGCCUAGCUUAUUUCUUCAUCGGCCACUUCGUCCAUAAGUAUCAACUUCUGUAUGCGAUGGAGCACCGACAACAUUCUACAGGCAAGGGAUGGAUGAUGAUGUGCGAUCGUGUUAUUGUUGGAGUAGUGAUGUUCCAGAUCACUAUGGCAAGCCAACUCGGAUUCCUCAACGCAUGGAGGCGAGCUGGUAUGGUCGCUCCUCUAAUUCUUGGAACCAUUUGGUUUGCGUAUAACUACAGUCGUACCUAUAGACCGUUGAUGAAGUUCAUCGCGUUACGAAGCCUUCGAAGCGUUGAGCGCUCCGAUCUAGGGCGGGCCGUGCAAGAAGAACGCUUCACGCUUGGUCGAGGUCGCAUUUCCGGAAUCGGCCGACAAACCCUCGACGAAGCUCGAGAAAGUGGAUUGCGUUUUGAGAGCCCGUGUCUGACGAUGCCGCUUGAUGACUUGUGGAUUGUCGACAAACGUGCACGAUCUGAGAAUGGAUCUGUGACACAUAGCUCCAACGGUGACGGUGACGCAUAGACUUCCCUGAUGUACAAUCGUAGGUAAAUAUGUAUAUGUUGGUGGAAUAUUCGUUGUUUCAAGUUGUACAGAGCGGCAAUCGCUGCCUCAUACUUUCUGCGUUCUACUUUCCUAUUCUGAAUUGCUUUAUACCCAUACCCAUUUGACUCUUUCCUGGUAGCGUUCAGCCACCUACCAAUACCUUCCUGAUCUUGUAUAUAUGUCAGCACUGCUAAGUUACCGUAAUGUUACUUCACCAUCCUCAGUCACCGAC